AUGUCUGCAGCAUCGCCCCGCUAUUCUACUCGUGCUGAGUAUCCUUCCAAAGUCCUAAUUCGCGGGACCCCAGAGUAUGAGCGAUGCCGGCAGAACAAUCCAUCCGCAGACACUCCAUCUCGAUACCCGCAGGAAAUCCAUGUCGUCGAAACACCCAAUGACGUUUCCAUUGCCCUCAAGCGGGCGACUGAGCUUGGUGUUCCUGUGGGAGUCCGCUCAUCAGGCCACAUCUUCAACUUGCCCAAUCUCAUCGACGGUGGCAUCUUGAUUGACACGACGAAUCUAAACCGAAGCAUUGAAUAUGAUUCUAUCACAGAGGAAAUUUGCUUUGGCCCUGCUUGUCGCGUUGAAGAGCUUGCUACUAGGCUCAAGGACAUUAACCGAUUCUUCCCCCAUGGUCAUGCUCCUACAGUUGGCUCUGGCGGCUUCCUCCUGGCUGGUGGUCAGGGAUGGUUUGUCCGAGGCUGGGGCGCUACCAACCAGACAUGGGUCAACAAGAUCGAAAUGGUCGUUCCCGAUGGCCGAACCGUCAUCGCAAGUCGCACUGAGAAUCGCGAUCUUUUCUGGGCUGCUCGCGGCAGUGGCUUGGGCUUCUUUGGAGUUGUCACCCGUUUCUGGGGAAGAACCAUCAAGACGUCGCUGAUGUGGGAGAGAAUCCUCAAAUUCAAUAUCAACAGCGACAACUACAUGGCGCUCAUGAGCUGGGCCAUUGAACGUGGUCGCGACACCCCGAAGUAUGGCACGGAUCUGAACCUCACCAUCGACUACCCGGAAAAGUAUGACCCUUCAUAUACUACAGACGCCAUCCCGAUUAACGGGAAACUUACAAUGUCGCUGAAUCUGCUUUGCUACACCGAUACGAUCAGAGAGGCCCGCACCCUGCUGAGUGCUUACGACAAGAUGACGCCUGAAGUCCAGGCGGCUCUGUUGGAAAUGCAUCCUGUGCAGUCGAGGACAGUUGAGCAGGUGUUUGCACGGAAGCGCCGCUUCCUCGGUAAUGAUAGCAAAGACCGAUGGCAGAUCAACAGCAUCAUGAAUGAUCCCGAUGUUCCUCUUGAGAGAUUGCUGGAAGCGAUCAAGCCCGCAAUGCUGGAGCUGCCCACCAGAACCUCAUCUGUGUUCAUGUGCCAUUGCGACAUUGUCCCCGAUGAGGAAGAUGCCGCCCUCAGUCUGCCCCAAGACUUGUACAUCUCCACCAUUACCGGAUGGACGGAUCCCAGAAUGGAGCCUGCCAUUUACCAGCCUAUGCGUGAUCGAUACAGGCGAGCUUUCCCUGUCGCCGUCGGCAUGUAUAUCACGGAGCUGGAUGUUAACUGCGACGAUGCCAAUACCAAGGUCAUGAGCGAUACUGCUCUCGCCAAAUUUCUCAAGAUCCGGGAGAAGUGGGAUCCCAAAGAGUUGUUCCCCAAUUAUAAGAAGUUUGUCAAGGCUCACGACAAGAUCAACCGCCUUCAGAAUAAGGCGCAGCUGUAA
Molecule: messenger RNA, 1473 nt
Organism: Ilyonectria robusta
Lineage: Eukaryota; Fungi; Ascomycota; Sordariomycetes; Hypocreales; Nectriaceae
Product: oxidoreductase, FAD-binding protein
Exons: 3
Coding region: 1-1473 (490 amino acids)
Molecular function (GO): FAD binding; oxidoreductase activity
Source: RefSeq, a predicted model, not a curated record